This is a messenger RNA of Sphaeramia orbicularis (orbiculate cardinalfish), 598 nucleotides long. RefSeq names its product acyl-CoA-binding protein-like. The coding region runs from base 170 to 430 and encodes 86 amino acids. Gene Ontology annotation, molecular function: fatty-acyl-CoA binding. The record is from RefSeq and is a predicted model, not a curated record. Gene Ontology annotation, biological process: fatty acid metabolic process. Lineage: Eukaryota; Metazoa; Chordata; Actinopteri; Kurtiformes; Apogonidae. The transcript has 4 exons.
UACUGAAUUGCAUGCUCUUAUUCUGCUAAUGCACUGUUUGAGCUCUUCCUGUUGAAGUACCUCCCAUUUUACAAACAGUCAAAAACUAGAAUUGCAGGACGAGUUGGACAAGUGACAAAGUGCUGAAAACUCAGAUCAUAGCAGCAACGAGGCGUCUCUCCCUGUCAUCAUGACUGAGUCCUUUCAAAAAGCAGCGGAAGAGGCAAAGGUUCUGCUCCAGAAACCAGAUAAAGAUGAAUUAUCUGCAUUAUACGGUUUAUAUAAACAAGCCACAGUUGGAGACGUGAACAUUGAUCGCCCUGGUAUUCUCGACUUCACAGGACGAGGGAAAUGGGAUGCGUGGAAUGCAAGGAAAGGUUUGUCCCAGGAUGAAGCGAUGGUCAGCUACAUUGAACUGGUGGAGAAACUGAAGAUAAAAUAUGGCAUUUAGAGUCUGUUUAUUUUGAACUGAUACAUAUUUUCAUGAAAGUGCUAAAGUGCUAAGUCCUAAACAGUUAUGCUAAGCAAUUUUUUUCCCAUUUACGGUAAAAUAAGAGUCUUAUAAAUGCUGCUUGAUCAUUUUGAACCAUAGGAGUGACUAUUAAAUACUUUUUCCGGA